Vombatus ursinus (common wombat) is the source of this 2189-nucleotide messenger RNA. RefSeq names its product TIMP metallopeptidase inhibitor 2 (gene TIMP2). Gene Ontology annotation, molecular function: metalloendopeptidase inhibitor activity; protease binding. Gene Ontology annotation, biological process: negative regulation of endopeptidase activity; negative regulation of membrane protein ectodomain proteolysis. Lineage: Eukaryota; Metazoa; Chordata; Mammalia; Diprotodontia; Vombatidae. The coding region runs from base 153 to 815 and encodes 220 amino acids. The transcript is spliced from 5 exons. The record is from RefSeq and is a predicted model, not a curated record. Gene Ontology annotation, cellular component: extracellular matrix.
AGCAGCAGCAGCAGCAGCAGCAGCAGCAGCAGCAACAGCAACAGCAGCGCCCCGGGAGGAGGCUGAGGCAGAAGCGCUCCCGGCCAGCUCCUUCUAACAACGCCGCCGCCGCCCCCCUCAACCCCGCCCCCCUCCCCCCAGGACUCCCAGACAUGAACGCCACUGCGAGAAGUCUCCUUCUCUCCCUCUCCAUCCUGCUCCUCUGGAAGCUGGAUCGGUUCAGCGAAGCCUGUAGCUGCUCCCCCGUGCAUCCGCAACAGGCGUUUUGCAAUGCAGAUGUAGUGAUCAGAGCCAAAGCUGUCAGUGGGAAAGAAGUGGACUCUGGAAAUGAUAUUUAUGGAAAUCCCAUCAAAAGGAUUCAGUAUGAGAUCAAACAGAUAAAGAUGUUUAAAGGACCUGAUAAGGAUAUCGAGUUCAUUUAUACUGCUCCAUCCUCAGCAGUAUGUGGAGUCUCAUUGGACACUGGAGGAAAAAAGGAAUAUCUAAUUGCAGGAAAAUCAGAAGGAAACGGCAAAAUGCAUGUUACUCUCUGUGACUUCAUCGAGCCCUGGGAUACCCUGAGUACCACGCAGAAGAAGAGUCUAAAUCAGCGAUACCAGAUGGGUUGUGAAUGCAAGAUUUCUCGAUGCCCCAUGAUCCCAUGUUAUGUAUCUUCACCAGAUGAGUGCCUGUGGAUGGACUGGGUCACAGAGAAGAUCAUUUAUGGGCAUCAGGCAAAGUAUUUUGCCUGUAUCAAGAGGAGUGAUGGCUCCUGUGCAUGGUACCGUGGGGCAGCACCACCCAAGCAGGAGUUUCUUGAUAUUGAGGACCCAUAACUGGACUGGCAGAACCCUAACAGCCAAUAGAAAAGCCUCCAAGAGUUUAGACAGGUCCAACUCUGACAUUACUUCCAAGAAACAGCAUGAAAAUAUAAUCAUCCAAUUGUGUCAAAAUUAGGUGUGAUUUUUAUUUUCCUUUUUUUUUUUUCAAACAUGAUACUACAUCUCUAGGGAAAGGGAGAAGGAGGGCACAGAGUUCCCAUCCUAUCUAGACUCAGGCUAAGUGCUGUAUUUUUCAGUUCUCAUUCCUCAGAAUGAUAACCACCAGGAAAUUCCCUGGAAAUCUCUACCCCACCAGCACCCGUAUUUUGGAAUGUUGCAUUUAGCAGAAACCAAUGAGGUUCAUUGCAAGAUUCUGUGUAGCAGGCCUACCAGGUAUCUCUCAUCUUGAGUAGCAUGUCCCUCAUUUCAUAAAGCUUCCUUCCCCCCUGUUCUCACUAUGUCAGUCCCUACCUUUCCCAAAAGCCCUUCCUUUUCUUCCUUCCCACCCCCAUUUCCCUGUGUCUGUGCCUUUCAUAGGUUCUCAGAAUCUCAUGUCUCAGUAAGUGUCCAUGAAAUGCCAUUUGUACAACCAGCACCCAGACUUCUUGGUUUUGAAGGCACCUAAAACUUAUCACUCAACAGAAUGGAGCCCCAGGGACCCUGGAAAUAUGCAGAGGCAACAAAAUUUCCAGCUGAACACUGUUAUCAGUUUUAGUCUGUCUCCCACAGUGGGAAUCUGUUGGAUUCCACUCUAAACAUCAAAGACUUAUGAGGGAAGCGAAAUGAAGGAUGCUCUGGUCUAUAUACUUAGCUUUGAAUCCUGAGAGUUCCAUGGCAUGCCUUUGAAAAAGGCAUCUGCAGUUGUGCAGAUGACAUGGAUAUGUAGCAUUAGUGUUAAAGUUCCUCUAGACUCCCAAAGAGGUUGACAGUUGCCAUUUUGCUCUCAGGUUUCUGCAAAUGCUAUUUGGCUAGCAAUAUAGUCCUAUGAAUUCUUACAUAGGGAGGAAAGGGAUUUUGGAGGUAAGAAGGUUAAAUGAAGCUCUUAUUUCUGCCUGGGUUCCUCUAGGACAUCAUGGCCUGCUUUAGAAGCAUCUCAUCUCAAGAUUUAAGUCAUCAGUCCAAAUGCCAGGUAUACUACCAUCUGCUUAUAUUUUCCAUGUCAGAAACACAACAUAGUGAAGAAAAUCAGAUGACCCCUGAGUAGAAUACUAAAGAUAGUUCAUUGUCCCUAGUGAUUAGAAUUAAGAUAGGCAAAUAUCUUUACUGAUGGUAAAAGGGAGUUAAUCAUCUCCUUUUUGCCUCUGUUGUAAAAGUAACCUACUUCCAGAAGACAGACAGAUACACACACACACACACACACACACACACACACACACACACACACACACA